GUCCUAAGAGCCGGAAGUGGGGGUGGCCGGGAUAGGAACCGCUGCUGAGGCAGCAGUCGCUGACGCUGCUGGCACUCGGGUGCAGUGCAUCACCCCGAGCCCAUCAGGCGUAGGUGCCUCCUCCAUUCCCAGGGGGCUCCGGGAGUCCCGAGGGGAGAAGCGGCUGGGACGCCUCUCUUCAGUGAAGAGGCGGCCUCGCAGCCCCGGAUGCGGCCAGAGGGCGCGGGAAUGGAGCUUGGCGGCUGCGAGGAGCGUCUGCCGGAGGAGAGCAGGAGGGAGCACUGGCAGUUGCUGGGGAAUUUGAAGACAACUGUGGAGGGUUUGGUGUCAACCAACAACCCUAACGUCUGGUCCAAGUAUGGUGGCCUGGAACGGCUUUGCAGGGACAUGCAGAGCAUCCUCUAUCAUGGGCUUAUCCAUGACCAGGUGUGCUGCCGCCAGACUGAUUACUGGCAAUUUGUGAAAGACAUCCGGUGGCUCAGUCCCCACUCAGCUCUUCAUGUGGAGAAGUUCAUCAACUUGCAUGAGAAUGACCAGAGCAAUGCCGAUGGUGUGAGUGAGCGUGCUGUUGCAGAGUUGUGGCUGCAGCACAGCUUGCAGUGCCACUGCCUCUCAGCCCAGCUCCGGCCUCUCCUCGGGGAUAGACAAUAUAUCAGGAAAUUCUACACAGAUACUGCUUUCCUGCUAAGUGAUGCCCAUGUCACAGCCAUGCUUCAAUGCCUGGAAGCAGUAGAACAGAACAACCCUCGCCUCCUGGCUCAGAUCGAUGCAUCUAUGUUUGCCAGAAAGCAUGAGAGUCCGCUGCUAGUGACAAAGAGCCAGAGCCUGACAGCUCUGCCUGGUUCUACGUAUAACCCUCCAACCAGCUAUGCUCAGCAUUCCUACUUUGGAUCUUUCUCUAGCCUUCACCAACCUGUGCCCAACAAUGGCUCAGAGAGAAGAUCUACUUCCUUUUCACUCUCUGGUCCUCUGCGGAAACCUCAAGAAAGCAGAGGGCACCUGUUACCAGCAGAAGACCAAACCAUCCAAGCCUCCCUGCUUUCAGUCUCUACACUAACCAGGAAUUCCCCCUUGACCUCAAAUGAGAUGAGCUCCAGCACUCUGACCAGCCCUGUAGAGGCAUCCUGGGUCAGCAGUCAGAAUGAUUCCCCAAGUGAUGCCAGUGAGGGGCCUGAAUACCUGGCCAUCGGCAACCUGGACCCCCGAUGCCGGACUGCCAGCUGUCAGAGUCACAAUAGCAAUCCUGAGAGCAGCAGCUCCAAUUUGUUCUCCUCCAGCAGCUCCCAGAAGCCAGAUUCUGCUGCUUCUUCCUUAGGGGACCAGGAGGGAGGUGGGGAGGGCCAGCUGUCCAGUGUCCUUCGCAGGUCCAGCUUUUCCGAGGGGCAGACACUCACUGUCACUGGUGGGACAAAGAAGAGCCACAUCCGUUCCCAUUCAGAUACCAACAUCGCCUCCAGAGGAGCCCCAGGAGACCCCAGGAAUAUCACCAUUAUAGUUGAAGAUCCCAUUGCAGAAUCCUGCAAUGAUAAGUUGAAGUUGAAAGGCCCCUUGUCUGGUCAAAGCAGUGAAAUCAGCACACCCAGCUCUCUGUACAUGGAGUAUGAGGGUGGUCAGUACCUGUGCUCAGGGGAAGGUAUGUUCCGAAGACCAUCAGAAGGACAGUCCCUCAUCAGCUACCUCUCUGAACAAGACUUUGGCAGCUGUGCAGACUUGGAAAAGGAGAAUGCCCACUUCAGCAUCUCAGAGUCCUUGAUUGCUGCCAUUGAGUUAAUGAAGUGCAACAUGAUGAAUCAGUGCCUCGAAGAGGAGGAAAUGGAGGAGGAAGAUAGUGAUAGAGAGAUCCAGGAGCUGAAGCAGAAGAUCCGCCUUCGGCGCCAGCAGAUCCGCACCAAGAGCAUGCUCUCCGUGUACCAGGAGGCUGAGCAUGGAAGCUUCCGGGUCACCUCCAGCAGCUCCCAGUUCAGUUCGCGUGAUUCUGCACAGUUUUCUGACUCUGGCUCUGCUGAUGAGGUUGAUGAAUUUGAAAUCCAAGAUGCUGACAUAAGAAGGAACACAGCCUCAAGCAGCAAAUCCUUCAUUUCCUCCCAAUCCUUCUCCCACUGCUUCCUGCACUCCACGUCUGCUGAGGCGGUGGCCAUGGGGCUCUUGAAGCAAUUUGAGGGGAUGCAGCUUCCAGCAGCUUCAGAACUAGAGUGGCUUGUCCCAGAGCACGAUGCCCCUCAGAAGCUCCUGCCCAUUCCUGACUCACUGCCUAUCUCACCGGAUGAUGGGCAGCACGCCGACAUCUACAAGCUGCGCAUUCGUGUUCGUGGCAACCUGGAGUGGGCCCCACCCCGGCCUCAGAUAAUUUUUAAUGUUCAUCCAGCCCCAACAAGGAAAAUUGCUGUGGCCAAGCAGAAUUACCGCUGUGCAGGAUGUGGCAUCCGGACUGACCCUGAUUAUAUCAAGAGGCUGCGGUACUGUGAGUACUUGGGCAAGUACUUCUGUCAGUGCUGCCAUGAGAAUGCCCAGAUAGUCAUCCCCAGCCGGAUUCUGCGCAAGUGGGACUUCAGCAAGUACUACGUCAGCAAUUUCUCCAAGGACCUGCUCAUGAAGAUCUGGAAUGAUCCUCUCUUCAACGUGCAGGACAUCAACAGCACCCUAUACAGGAAGGUCAAGCCGCUCAAUCAAGUUCGACUACUUCGGGUCCAGCUGUAUCACAUGAAGAACAUGUUCAAGACAUGCCGAUUGGCCAAAGAGCUUCUGGAUUCCUUUGACACAGUCCCAGGCCAUCUGACAGAGGAUCUCCACCUGUACUCACUGAAUGACCUGACUGCAACCAGGAAAGGGGAGCUGGGGCCCCGGCUUGCUGAGCUCACCAGGGCAGGGGCUGCCCACGUGGAGCGAUGCAUGCUCUGCCAAGCCAAGGGCUUCAUCUGUGAGUUCUGUCAGAAUGAGGAUGACAUCAUCUUUCCUUUUGAACUCCAUAAGUGUCGGACCUGUGAAGAGUGCAAAGCGUGUUACCAUAAAGCGUGCUUCAAGUCUGGAAGCUGUCCCAGGUGUGAGCGGCUGCAGGCCCGGCGGGAGUUGCUGGCCAAGCAGAGCCUGGAGUCCUACAUGUCAGACUAUGAGGAGGAGCCUGCCGAAGCCUUGGCCCUAGAGGCCACCGUCCUGGAGACCACCUGAAGAAAGCAUGCUACACCCUCUGACGAGGGUCCGGGGUCACCAUAAUGCAGAGCUGAGCCACCCUGUUAAGGACUUUCCCCACUUGGGGCUUUUUAGUUUUUAAUUAUCAUUAUUAUUUUUUAUGACUUGUCCAAUGUCCGUAUAUAGUCAGCCUUUGUUAGGUUGAUGGGGUCCAUUCUGUUGUGACAGAAAUUUGUAAGCCAGGUAUUUCUAUCAGGACUGACAUGUGGGUCCUUAAGUGAAGCUUCUAGUGCUUCUGUCAGGGAAAUGGACAGUGAGACCCAAUUCUUCUGACGUCCAUGGCCUUCUCCACAAGGACCAGAUCUGGUUUCAGCUGCAUCUCAAGUAUCAUUUCCAGUUCGAUUUUGUUUUACUUCCGAGCUUCUGAGCCAGGCCUUUCUCAACCAAAUGUCUUCUCCUUUGCUGCUGAAACAGGAUAGAGUGUCCUCUCUCUCAGUCCUGGAAUAGGGUCAGACUAUGCCCUGAGGAGAAGCAGCAGAAAAUGGGACCUUGUGGCAUUCUCUCCUCUCAUUUAGGUAUUUUGGGUCUGUAAAAACAGAAUCAUCACUAUCCUAGACUCCUUAAAGACCUCAAGGAGGCAGGGAUGACUUCCCUGUUUGAAAUAGCCUAGGCACAAGCUGACUUUAUUUAUCUAUCCUGGUGAUCUUGAAUCAGAGAACAGAACUGAGUAGCUUAGGCCAGGCCCAUUUAUAGCGGUAUACCAUAAGAAUAAGUGAGGCUAUAACGCUGUUGCUUAUGGAGCAUGUAUUCAGUUAGAGGAGCAGUGGGCUUCCUCUCAGGUGUUAAGAUCUCUUUUAGUUAACCUAGCUCUUUGGUGCAGGUAUGAUUUUUCAAGCUCAGGCAAGUCCCUGAUGCCAGCCUAAGGCAAGGACAUACACCCUGCCCACUACCCACCUGUCUUAUUAGUGAGUUCCUUACUACUCUGUCCCCUAUUAGAUGGUCAUUGUGGUUCUGAGUAAAAGUCUGGCUCAGCUGCAUUCUCUCUUCCCUUCCUACAGCUGAGCUGUACCUUCCCUGGUGACUGUUUCUCUUGCCUUAGUUUUUUUUGUCAAAAUUGUCAAAGUUGAAAGAAAAGCUUCCUGCUAUUAGUGCUGUUACAGAACUUGACAAUUUGUGGAGGUGAAUGUGAAUGUUCCCGUGUUCUUGGGAUAACAGCCUUUAUGCCAGUUAUGCACUUAACUCUUUAGUUGGAUAAAGUGAUAUUUAUAUGUUCAGUUUUCCUUUUUAUAUUACUAAUUUUAACAUACUCUCCCUUCCCCCCACUCAUUAAUGUGUGUUUUGCUGGAAAAAGUGCUUGAAUGGGACUGUAUACAUGUUUGUAGUAUUCUUCUAAGUUGCUAUAGCUUCUAAACGCUAUGAAAAACCCUGGGCAGGUUUGCUGCUCCAAGUGCUGGCAGCUCUUGUGAACUAAAGCCCAUAGCAUUUUUGUUCUGGGAUUGACUGCUUCCUGUAUAUCUGUCUUCCCAUAGUUGGGUGCUAGUAGAAAAACAUUUGGCUUGGGUGCUACCCCAGGAAACCAAACAGAAAGUUGCACAUGGUUGGUGGAAGCUGAUGAGUGUCUGAGCUGGAGGUAACAAGGGGUCUACAAGGAAGUAGGAGGGACAUUAAGGUAAUGGCCAGAGCUGAGGCUCCACCAGCCAAGAGGGAACAUAUAGGAGUCGGCCCACGAUGUUGGUUCCUCUGCCUCAAACUUGGGCUCCAACAGCUACAUUGGCCUCUGAGACUGAGGCUGUUCUCCCUUCAGUUCAUAGUGAAGCUCUGAAAGCCAAGGCCUGGCCAAAGUUUGAAGGGCAGACUAGAAGCUCUAUCGUCCCUCACGGAGCUUUGGGAAUGACCCCACAAAACUUAAGUCUCACUAAAUGUUAGGCCCCAGUUUAUACAAGUGGUGAGCUCUACUUCCAGUUUUGGUUUAAAUUACAAACCCAGCCCUUUACUCUAUGUCACUACACUGAAGGAGAGACAUACUCUUUUGUUGUCCUUCCUGCCUUUUUCGUAUCAGCAUAGGAUCAAAGAAUGGAAAACACUGACACGAUUUGUAUAGCUGAAUUCAACAGUCUUACAUGCUUCUAAUUUUUCCACUUAUUUUUCUCCACGUCCCUCACCCCAUCCCUGUAGAUUGCAUAUCCAUUUAUUUAUUUAUUUGAGAGUGGGGGAGAGGGCAGAGGAUGGAAUGUUUUGAAAGCACUUUGCAACUUAUUAGUAUCUGAAGAUCCCUUGCCAUUGUGGGGAGAAGCUUUGACUGCACUGAAGAGAGUUCCUUCUAAGUGAGAUGGGAGAGAAGUGUUUUUUCUGUAAAUAAAGGGAAAAAAAGUUUGCUUACAAGGUGGAGACAAGAUUCAAGACAUAGCAGAAGAGUGGAGGGCAAAUAUUUUCCACUUAUAUGAGGCUGUUAUUGACUUUCUCUGCCAAGGUUUUAGAGCUGUUGGAUUAACAUAAAAGGAGCAAGAAUCUAGAAAUGUUCUGUGUGUGUACAACUUGUGUUCUGAACUGAAUUUCCAUUUGCUGUAGUUCUUGCACAGCCUAAAAUUUCAUUGUCAUCUUUAAUAAACUAAGGAAAUGAAA
Molecule: messenger RNA, 5748 nt
Organism: Carlito syrichta (Philippine tarsier)
Lineage: Eukaryota; Metazoa; Chordata; Mammalia; Primates; Tarsiidae
Gene: RUBCN
Product: RUN and cysteine rich domain containing beclin 1 interacting protein
Exons: 21
Coding region: 208-3165 (985 amino acids)
Biological process (GO): negative regulation of autophagosome maturation; negative regulation of endocytosis
Cellular component (GO): early endosome; late endosome
Molecular function (GO): phosphatidylinositol phosphate binding
Source: RefSeq, a predicted model, not a curated record